This is a messenger RNA of Drosophila busckii, 1637 nucleotides long. RefSeq names its product thioredoxin reductase 2, mitochondrial (gene Trxr2). Gene Ontology annotation, molecular function: thioredoxin-disulfide reductase (NADPH) activity; glutathione-disulfide reductase (NADPH) activity; flavin adenine dinucleotide binding. The coding region runs from base 55 to 1596 and encodes 513 amino acids. The transcript has a single exon. Gene Ontology annotation, biological process: cell redox homeostasis; glutathione metabolic process; cellular response to oxidative stress. The record is from RefSeq and is a predicted model, not a curated record. NCBI's taxonomy places the organism in Eukaryota, Metazoa, Arthropoda, Insecta, Diptera, Drosophilidae. Gene Ontology annotation, cellular component: cytosol; mitochondrion.
ACAGUAGUAGGAAACAAAUUCACAAGUUCUGUUUCUCUUUUUAAUUUGUUUGCAAUGCUAUUGCUAAAAAAUCUAAAGCAAACGCAGCUGCAGCGCUGCUGGCAGCCCUUGGCGCGUUUUGCCAGCGGCCAGCGUAAGUUUGAUUACGAUUUGGUGGUGCUGGGCGGUGGCUCCGGCGGUUUGGCCUGUGCCAAGGAGGCGGUGGAAUAUGGAGCGCGCGUGCUGUGCUUUGAUUAUGUGACGCCAACGCCAGCGGGCACCAAGUGGGGCGUGGGCGGCACCUGCGUCAAUGUGGGCUGCAUACCCAAGAAGCUAAUGCAUCAGGCCUCGCUGCUGGGCGAGGCGGUGCAUGAGGCGGUGGCUUAUGGCUGGAAUGUUAACGAUCGCGAUAUCAAGCCCAAUUGGCAGAAGCUGGUCAAGUCGGUGCAGAAUCACAUUAAGUCAGUGAACUGGGUAACGCGCGUGGAUUUGCGUGACAAGCAGGUGGAGUAUGUCAACUCGCUGGGCUACUUUGUGGAUGCGCAUACAAUUGAGUAUAAGACUAAGCAGGGCGCGACCAAGCAGCUGACAGCGCAGAAUGUGGUGGUGGCUGUGGGUGGACGCCCACGCUAUCCGGAUAUACCAGGCGCCAAGGAACUGGGCAUUACCAGCGAUGAUAUAUUCAGCUAUGAAAAGGAUCCAGGACAAACGCUUGUAGUGGGUGCUGGUUAUGUGGGACUGGAGUGCGCUUGUUUUCUUAAGGGUCUGGGCUAUGAGCCCACGGUUAUGGUGCGUUCCAUAGUGCUGCGUGGCUUUGAUCGCCAGAUGUCUGAGCUGCUGGCUGCCAUGAUGACGGAGCGUGGCAUUAAAUUCUUACACACCACCAUACCCACUGCAGUGGAACGUUUGCCCAAUGGUCGACUGCUGGUCAACUUUACCAAUACAAGCAACCAAACUAAAGGCAGCGAAGUCUACGAUACAGUUCUAUGGGCUAUUGGACGCAAGGGACUUAUAGACGAUCUCAAUCUGGCUGCAGCGGGCGUGCAAACGCGCAAUGAUAAAAUUAUUGUAGAUGGCACUGAAGCUACAAGUGUGCCUCACAUUUACGCCGUGGGCGAUAUUAUCUAUGGGCGUCCCGAGCUUACGCCCGUGGCCAUUUUAGCAGGUCGCCUGCUGGCGCGUCGACUCUUCGCUGGCUCCAAGCAGCUCAUGGACUACAGAGAUGUUGCCACCACAGUAUUUACACCACUGGAAUACUCUUGUGUGGGCAUGUCCGAGGAGCAGGCUAUUGAAACACUAGGCCCAGAGAAUGUCGAAGUCUUUCAUGGCUACUACAAACCCACCGAGUUCUUUAUACCACAAAAGAGCGUGCGGCAUUGUUAUCUCAAAGCUGUAGCUGAAGUUGGUGGUGAGCAAAAGAUUUUGGGCUUACACUAUAUGGGCCCAGUGGCUGGUGAAGUAAUUCAAGGUUUUGCAGCUGCUUUAAAAUCGGGACUAACUGUUAACACUCUACUUAAUACUGUUGGCAUUCAUCCCACCACAGCGGAGGAGUUUACUCGACUUUCAAUUACAAAACGUUCGGGUCGCGACCCAACUCCUGCUUCUUGCUGUAGUUGAAUUUUCAUUUAUUUUAAUUUUGUGUUUAAAUAAAGUGCAAU